This is a messenger RNA of Pocillopora damicornis (cauliflower coral), 1250 nucleotides long. RefSeq lists its product as uncharacterized. The record is from RefSeq and is a predicted model, not a curated record. NCBI's taxonomy places the organism in Eukaryota, Metazoa, Cnidaria, Anthozoa, Scleractinia, Pocilloporidae.
UAGUCGCUACCAAAAUUUCCUCUAACUUCUUCCGCUUUACAAAAGCAGUUAUUCACUGCUCCAUAGCCAACCGCUCUGUAAUCAAGCAGUGCUUUGAAAUUAACGGUUGUUGUAGGGCAAUUAUUAAUUUGCAAACUUUCACUUUCGGUUGAAACAAUCGUGAAUCUUUUUAAAACUAUCGCUAUUUUUUUUCUCGGAGUUACGAAAUCAUUGUCAUCUACAUGUUAAUAGCACGCCGUAUUGCGUCACGCAGGAGUACAUUGGAGAUAAGAUGAAAUUCUUGAUCUCCCUUACGGUGCUAUGGACCUUGUUGAUGUGGAAAACUGCUCAUGCGUGUUGCAACUGCAACCAAAAAAUAUUUCCCAGGAGCUGCAACAGUCUAUUGCCUAAGACACCGAGCGGUGUUUACAAAAUCCAGCCCCUGCCUAAACAAGACCCCAUUUUAGUGUACUGCGAGAUGUCAACUGGAGUUAUUGGCGAACACAAUCGCCACUUCAACUUUCUUCCUCGCAGUAUCACUCGUCGACCUGAUGCCCAGCAAAUCAUCAACGCCCUCUUUACCGACAAGAAGAAUGUCCUGAUCAAGUUGCAGAAAAAGGUCGAUCGCAGCGAAGCCUACACUUUGAUCGAGCCUCAUCCAGAUUUUGCCCACGUUCAAUUCCGAUUAUUGGUCAACAGUCACUCUGGUUUCACGAGUCCACAGAAUUCUUUCAUGAGAGACUAUCUCUUCUUCGGAGUUCUCCCAGCAUCGAUUGCUCGACAGAGAAACCUCCAAGGCUUCAAAUCCAACGGGCACCGCGUCCAGUUUAGAAACUGCGACGCAAAUCCAAACAGCUUGUUCGCUUUCAUGCCAAACCAUGAUCUGCAGACACCAAGUAGCUACCAUCCAAAUCUGGUUUACGAAAGGACAGGCUUUGCUGUGGACUGGCGUAAAACCGCUAAGGAGAUCACGAGUCCUGAUCGCAUGAUGCCAAAUAAUUACUUCUUCUUGACGGAGUUGCACUUUGGGGGCUGCGGCUGUUACACAUCCAGUGACCGCUGGAGUAAAUUUGGCUUUCAUGCGUCUGCGAUUGGAAUUCGCUAAAACUGUUUCAUUCGUCACAGUUUCAGCUGCAGGAAUAAUCUCGGUCCUACUUUUCGUUAUUUCGCUAUUUUGCUACUUAGUGUAUGUUAACCGUAGCUAUACCACUUUGUAACUGUUUCAUUACAGCAAUCUUGCGCGAAUAAAAGUUUUUGCUCGUUAUAUCUCA